CCCUGAACCGGAAGUGUCCCGUUUCGUGACAGACCGCCCUCUCAUUCAUUUUGAAAACACUCCACUAUGAUUUUAUUUUAAUAUUUGUUGGUUUUCGCUCAUGGUUUUAAGUGACUAUGGCGACAAAACGCAAAGUGGAUGUGGCUGUCCCUGCAGAAGAGAGUGACCAGCUCCAUAUUCGUCCGCUAGGUGCUGGGCAGGAGGUUGGGAGGUCAUGUAUUAUCCUGGAGUUCAAAGGAAGGAAAAUUAUGCUGGACUGUGGCAUCCACCCUGGUUUAGAGGGAAUGGACGCCCUCCCCUAUAUAGACUUGAUUGACCCGGCUGAGAUCGACCUGCUGCUCAUCAGCCAUUUCCACCUUGAUCAUUGCGGGGCUCUGCCUUGGUUUCUCCAGAAGACCAGCUUCAAAGGCAGGACCUUCAUGACCCACGCCACCAAGGCCAUCUACCGCUGGCUGCUGUCAGACUACGUCAAAGUCAGCAACAUUUCUGCCGAUGACAUGUUGUACACGGAGACGGACCUGGAGGAGAGCAUGGAUAAGAUUGAGACCAUUAACUUUCACGAGGUCAAGGAGGUGGCAGGAAUCAAGUUCUGGUGCUACCAUGCUGGUCAUGUGUUGGGAGCAGCCAUGUUUAUGAUUGAAAUAGCCGGGGUCAAGCUGCUCUACACAGGAGACUUCUCUCGACAGGAAGACAGGCACCUCAUGGCAGCUGAGAUCCCCAGCGUCAAGCCAGACAUUUUAAUUAUUGAGUCAACAUACGGCACGCACAUCCAUGAGAAGAGGGAGGAGCGUGAGGCUCGCUUUUGUAACACAGUCCAUGACAUCGUCAACAGAGAGGGCCGUUGUUUGAUCCCCGUGUUUGCUUUGGGACGAGCCCAGGAACUGCUGCUCAUCCUGGACGAGUACUGGCAGAACCACCCCGAGCUCCAUGACAUCCCCAUCUAUUAUGCCUCAUCCCUGGCCAAAAAGUGCAUGGCCGUGUACCAGACCUACGUCAACGCCAUGAACGACAAGAUCCGCAAGGCCAUCAACAUAAACAACCCAUUUGUCUUCAAGCACAUCAGUAACCUCAAGAGCAUGGAUCACUUUGAUGACAUCGGCCCCAGUGUGGUGAUGGCGUCCCCUGGUAUGAUGCAGAGCGGCCUCUCCAGAGAGCUCUUUGAAAGCUGGUGCACGGAUAAGAGGAACGGAGUCAUUAUCGCUGGAUACUGUGUGGAGGGAACACUGGCCAAGCAUAUCAUGUCUGAGCCGGAGGAGAUCACCACCAUGUCAGGACAGAAGCUUCAGCUGAAGAUGUCCGUGGACUACAUCUCCUUCUCGGCCCACACGGAUUACCAGCAAACCAGCGAGUUCAUCCGGGCCCUGAAACCUCCGCAUGUGAUCUUAGUCCAUGGCGAGCAGAACGAGAUGGCUCGUCUGAAGGCGGCGCUGAUCCGAGAGUACGAGGACAACGACCAGGUUCACAUCGAAGUCCACAACCCUCGCAACACAGAGUCUGUCACCCUCAACUUCAGAGGAGAGAAACUGGCCAAGGUAAUGGGUUCUCUGGCGGAUCAGAAGUGUGUUCAGGGUCACAGAGUGUCGGGCAUCCUGGUGAAAAAGAACUUCAACUAUCACAUCCUCAACCCCUCUGACCUUUCAAUGUAUACAGAGCUGUCCAUGAGCACAGUGAAGCAGACACAGGCCAUCCCCUUCACUGGACCUUACUCGCUGCUCGUCUGCCAACUGAGGAACCUCACAGGUGACGUGGAGGAGCUUGAUGGAACCGAGAAGAAAACCCUGAGGGUCUUCCAAAGCAUCACAUUGAUCCAUGAGGUCGGCAUGGUUCUGCUGGAGUGGAUCGCUAACCCUCUCAACGACAUGUACGCUGACGCUGUCACCACUGUGGUGUUGGAGGUCCAGUCCAAUCCAAAGGCUCAGAAAGUCAUGGAGACCCAGAGUGCCACUUUGGACAUGGACGUCUUCCACAACAGACUAGAAAUCAUGUUACAUGACAUGUUUGGAGAGGACUACGUGGACUUCAGCAAUGAUAAAAACAUCUUGGUGACAGUCGAUGGGAAGACGGUGCACAUUUGCUUGGAAACGAGGGUACAUUUUUUUUGUCAUGUUGUGUUUUUUUGCGUUACUCUUUGUGGACAUUCUCACUGUCUUAUCCAGUCUGUGUGCUACGAGGACGACAGCAUAGAGGACGACUCCCUGAGAGAGAUGGUGGAGCUGGCUGUGCAGCGCCUCUUCGACGCCCUAAACCCCAUCACGUCAGAGCGUGGGCGAGGCUGUGCUCAAACCGCCAAUUAAGAUACACGGUUCAAACCCCUGAUGUGGUCUCGUUUUUAGUGUGCUAGCUUGUGUUGGUGUCAAAUGGAUUAGUUCCGUGUUUUUAACCUGCAGGUACUUGAAUUUAUUUAAUAAGUUAAUGUUUGGUUUGUUCAACUAAUGUGCACUGAUAUGACACUUUGAUUUUUAACUUGUGAACUGUGAAUUUUUAAUUGCACUAAAUGUUAAAAUAAAAAAAGGAUUCAUGUUUAAAUGAGUG
Dunckerocampus dactyliophorus (ringed pipefish) is the source of this 2532-nucleotide messenger RNA. Its product is annotated as cleavage and polyadenylation specificity factor subunit 3. Lineage: Eukaryota; Metazoa; Chordata; Actinopteri; Syngnathiformes; Syngnathidae. Bases 117 to 2294 code for a protein of 725 amino acids. The record is from RefSeq and is a predicted model, not a curated record. Gene Ontology annotation, molecular function: RNA endonuclease activity; RNA binding; 5'-3' exonuclease activity. Gene Ontology annotation, biological process: mRNA 3'-end processing by stem-loop binding and cleavage. Gene Ontology annotation, cellular component: mRNA cleavage and polyadenylation specificity factor complex. The transcript has 17 exons.